GAAUAGUUCAUACUUGAUAGGAUAUAUAGCAGCAGGGGAAAAAAAGGGUUAAUUGUAGUAACAGAAAAAACCCAGCCUCUAGCUAGCUAGCUUUGUCUGUUCUUUCCAUGUGAUGUUCUAUUUUAGCUUAGGGAUAUAUGCAUAAUACUACCAAAAAUAAAGUCUGAAUGUUUUUUGUUUGCAGAGUUUGGUCAGACAGACAAGCAAAACAAAUUUAACCAUAGUUAGAUAGAUACUUAAAGAUAGUGACUUUGAUAUUAAUUAGGAUCAUUUUUUUUUGCUUUGGCCAAAUUCAACCCGAAAGAGAGAAUUCAAAAAACAACCCACUGAUCAAUGUUGCUCAAAAAAAAAUGACGCCAUUCUGGGAGCUGCCACUUGUUGGUGUUCAACAUUAGCAUUUUCUGCUGACUGACUCAUUUUUUUUUGGGGGAGGGGGUUUGUCCUGUAAUUAACUCUGCUGUUUCUUGCCUUCCAUGACCAUACUUUCUGAGCUGUGUUUCUUCCACUUGUUGAUUUUCUUCCCGGUGGGUCUUUAUAGCCGUUUGUUACAGUGGGAUUCAUUUACCCUACUUAAUACUACAUAUUCAUAUCCGUACAACACAAAAAGACAGUUUUGAUUUUCUCAGUUUUCUCUGUACUUGUGAUUUUUGGCGAUGUUUCCUACGUCCAUGUCCAACUCAACUUCUCUCUCCGAGGAAGCCAGCGCUUCAUCUGUGACCAGAGUUCAGGAUUUUGCUACUUUGAAUCCAAUGGCUGCUCACUCAAUCUUAUCUGAUCAUCAUCAUCAUCAUCAUCAUAGUCAGCCUCCUCAGAAAAUCAAGAAGAAGAGAAAUCUCCCUGGAAACCCUGAUCCUGAUGCCGAGGUGAUUGCAUUGUCACCAAAGACACUUCUGGCAACAAACAGAUUUGUUUGUGAAGUGUGCAACAAGGGAUUCCAGAGGGAUCAGAAUCUGCAGCUUCACAGGAGAGGACACAAUCUUCCAUGGAAGCUGAAGCAAAGGAACAACAAGGAAAACAGGAAGAGAGCUUAUGUUUGUCCUGAGCCCACAUGUGUUCAUCAUCAUCCAUCAAGGGCACUUGGGGAUCUUACAGGGAUCAAGAAACAUUACUGCAGGAAACAUGGUGAGAAGAAAUGGAAGUGUGAAAAGUGUUCCAAGAUUUAUGCUGUUCAAUCUGACUGGAAAGCUCAUUCUAAGACCUGUGGAACCAGAGAGUAUAGAUGUGAUUGUGGAACCCUUUUUUCCAGGAAGGACAGCUUUGUGACUCAUAGAGCAUUUUGUGAUGCAUUGGCUGAAGAAAGUGCUAGACUCUCAGCAACUCAAGUGCAUUUUUCGCCACCACCUUCCGCCGCCGCCGCAACCACCGACCACCAACUUCUCCGGCCAAAUUCAACACCAGCACCGCCCCCGCCGCCGCUGUACCCAUUCCAACUCCAACAGCGCCCACACUUUCUCAACCCUCUUCCAUGGGACUUCCUCCCUCCUCAAAACCCUAGCCCUAACCAAACCCACCAGCUUCAGAAUGAUAAUAACAUUAUCAAGCCUGAAACCAUCCACCUUCCCAUCUCUUCACCAUUUUUCCAAGAACAGCCGCCGCAACCAACCGCCACCAUCGCCUCCGCAAGACUCGUCCGGCCGCCGUCACUCUUCCAGCAAACCCUCAAUGACCCCGUUCAUCACAGCCUCUCCGCCACCGCCCUCCUCCAAAAGGCGGCGGCCCUUGGAUCCCAUUCCCUAGGCCACGUCAAUUCUACCAUGACCCAUCUGGACAUGACCAACAUCGGGAACAACCCGCCGGAGUACCCGAGUUUCGCGCCGUCCGGAAAUCUCGGCGCUUGGCACCAGAAUGACCGGUUGACCCGGGAUUUUCUGGGUUUGACCGGCGAUCACGGCCAGUGUGGCGGCGGAGGUGGAGGAGGAGGAGGAGGGAGCGCCAUCAAUGGGAAUGGUAACGGGAACAUCGACGUUAACCUUAACGUUAACAUGAGAGGAGUUUUAUCGUUCACGGGAAGCGUGGAGUUCCCAACUUAUGAACGUGACCUUUCAUUGUUGAAGCCUAAAAGUUUUGGAUUUGUUGGCGAGCCUCCGGCUACUGCACCGGAGACUUGGAGAAACAGUUGA
Messenger RNA from Oldenlandia corymbosa var. corymbosa, 2120 nucleotides. The record is from the annotation of a GenBank genome assembly. NCBI's taxonomy places the organism in Eukaryota, Viridiplantae, Streptophyta, Magnoliopsida, Gentianales, Rubiaceae.